Hippocampus comes (tiger tail seahorse) is the source of this 2138-nucleotide messenger RNA. It is a transcript of the gene elf3, whose product is annotated as E74-like factor 3 (ets domain transcription factor, epithelial-specific). Gene Ontology annotation, biological process: cell differentiation; regulation of transcription by RNA polymerase II. Gene Ontology annotation, molecular function: DNA-binding transcription factor activity, RNA polymerase II-specific; sequence-specific DNA binding. NCBI's taxonomy places the organism in Eukaryota, Metazoa, Chordata, Actinopteri, Syngnathiformes, Syngnathidae. The transcript has 9 exons. The coding region runs from base 186 to 1337 and encodes 383 amino acids. Gene Ontology annotation, cellular component: nucleus. The record is from RefSeq and is a predicted model, not a curated record.
CUUCUAGCAGGCUGAACGAGGCAACAGGUGCAUUUUUGCCAAAGAGGCUACACGUUACGGAGAAAUCAGUCAACCAAGAUAUCAAGAAGAAAACCAAAUACUCCACAUCCGUCGUGUUCUCUUGGAUCAUAAUUUUACUGCGUCAUCCCGUGGCUCACACCAGGUUGUUUUUUUUUUUUUUUCCUAUGGCAUCACAGUGCCUCAGUAGCGUGCUGACCAACGCAAACUUCACGAUGUACCAGAACAGUCUUCCUGAUAUUCUGCCUCAUCAACCCAACAUCAACAAUCAGCAAAACAGCAACCUGGGCUACGGCUCCAACAAUGGUGUUUGGUAUGGUCAGAUGAAUCCUCACUUCUGGACGGCGGAAAACGUUAUGGAGUGGAUCAGCGCCCAAGCUGACAGCACCAAGUUUGAUGCCAGUACCCUGACUCUGUCCUAUUGUGCCAUGGACGGCCACAGCUUCUGUCAGAUGAGCCUGGACCAGAUGACCAUGGUGUUUGGACCUCAGCUUGGACUGCACCUCCACCAAAACCUGCAAGAAUACAAAGCUAAAUAUGAACUGACGAGCCUAUCGGGACCAGAGCUAAAUGAAACCUGCCAACUCCUGGAUAGGUUCUUGCACAACCUAAACCUCCCAGACAACCUAACCUUCCCUCUUAUCAGCACCGUCAAAUUUGGUCAAGGUGAAGACUCGGUCAGCAAAAUGGAGUUCGACAAUGGUGACAAUUGCGAUCUGCUCAGCCUGACCAUGGGGGCCAUGACACCUCUGCAAGACGAGUAUCUGUCUGAUAAUCAGUCUGAUAGCGAGUGGAGCUCCUCAUCCAAUAGUGGCCCGUUUGGCUUCUCGAACCUUGGCUCACCAGAGUCUGGCAGUGGAGAAUCUGACCCGGAGUUCUCCUACCCUGUCAUUUCAAAGACGCUGAUUAAGAAGGAGAAAGCAGAGUCACAAAUUAAACGACCUCGGGGGCGACCUCCUAAAGUCAGCAGGGAUCACAGCAUUUAUGACACGUCAAAGAAAAGUAAACACGCACCUCGGGGCACUCAUCUUUGGGAGUUCAUCAGAGAUAUUCUGAUUCACCCAGAGAAGAACCAGGGCCUGAUGAAAUGGGAAGAUCGCCGUGAGGGUGUUUUCAAGUUCCUCAAAUCGGAGGCUGUGGCUCAAAUGUGGGGCCAGAAGAAGAAGAACAGCAGCAUGACAUACGAGAAACUCAGUCGUGCUAUGAGGUACUACUAUAAACGAGAAAUCCUUGAGCGGGUUGAUGGACGGCGGCUGGUAUACAAGUUUGGAAAGAAUUCCAGUGGUUGGAAAGUUGAAGAGAUUGGAAUGGGCAUCUAAAUUCUUCAUGGCAGUUGACACGAAAAAGCCAAAGUAGUUCAGAACUUGACUUACCUGCUUAUCCUGUCAUGGAGAAAAUCUUGCUGCCCAAAUGUUAAGACACUAACUUCCUUUUCGAGGGAAGGUGUUAAAGAAAAUGUAAGCCAGUGUUGUGGGCUCUAGUAGGUUUUGUGAACCAAUUUUAAUGUUAUGUCGUGUAUGUGAUUGAUUGUCAUCAAAGAGUCGUUUGAAGUAACUGAAAUGGAUAUUGUUUUGUUCUCUUGCAUUGAAAUUCAGAUUUUUUUUUUUUAAGACUUAGAAAAGUGGGAAUUCUUAAGUAUAAGUAAUAUUGCUGCGAUGUGUAGCUGGGAUAGGCUGCAGCCUGUGACCCCAACAAGGACAAGUGGUCGAGAAAAUGGAUAAAAUGAUUGUAACAAUGUACACGACAUAUUUUGUUGUCAUAUAUUAGUAAGUGUUUUACACAGUGUUUUAAAGAAAAAUGAAUGGUAAUUCUAUCGCACAAUUUACAUCUGGUUUAGCUUUCAGAAUUUAAAAAAAAAACAAUCAGUUGUACUUUUUUAUGAUCAUCCUAGCAUCAUGCCUCCACUAUUCUGGAUCAUUGUAUGUGCACUAGGGGGGGGAUGGGGGGGACACUUCUUGAUAUAUCCUGAAGGUUGGAAUUUUGUAUUUAUUUCAUUUUUAUACAGUUUAUAUGUGUCUAUGUUUUACCUGUUUUUCAAUGUAUUUCUAAAGCUGUGUGUAUGUGCCCAAGAAUGAAAACAAUGAAUUGUUGAAUAAAAGCACUGCCUGGUUUGGUGACAA